Molecule: messenger RNA, 1722 nt
Organism: Pieris macdunnoughi
Lineage: Eukaryota; Metazoa; Arthropoda; Insecta; Lepidoptera; Pieridae
Source: the annotation of a GenBank genome assembly
AUGAUGAAGCCGUUCGGUAGCGGGCCCACCGUCAAUGGAUAUGUUAUGAUGUACAUGUCUAGAUGGAAGCGAUUCGCGGUUGUGCUGCUGCUGAUAUGGAUCGCUGUUACGUAUCUCGUUAUAUCACCGCUCAGAUGCGAAGGAGGCACAGAAGAUGUUUCGGAGUUCCAAAAUAGAUUAAGGACGGUGUCGAUGCAAUUAGAAUCUCUCAAAAUACAGCACAAUAAACUUAUUUCUCAGGUUAAGAAAUCCGUAGGUCUGAAUUCCAAUCUCAAAGAUAUAGACAUGGGUUCGCUAUUCGACUCCGUGGGUGGACCUUCAGAGGAGUAUGAGAAUCUCAGGAGAAGGGUGUUUUCAAAUACGAAGGAAAUUUGGUAUUUUAUCAACCAUGAGCUGACCAAACUUAAGAAAGGUGAUAUUAAAAUAGAGAAGUUGACUGACAUUUUGGAGCAAGUUGAACAUAGAAAAAGCUUUAUACUGUCAGACCAACAGAAGCUUCAAGAGUUAGAUGGAUACCAGGACUGGAGGCAACAGGAAGCCGCGAAUGUCAGUGACCUGGUGCAAAAAAGGCUCAAGUACCUUCAAAAUCCGAGUAAUUGUAGGGACGCUAGAAAAGUUAUAUGCAACUUGAAUAAGGGUUGUGGCUUCGGAUGCCAGCUUCAUCACAUAGUGUACUGUCUGAUUUUCGCGUACGCUACUGAGAGGACGUUGAUUCUCAACUCCAAGGGAUGGCGAUACAACACAAAGGGCUGGGAGUAUGUCUUCUAUCCUAUUUCGGAAAGCUGUCUCACUGCGUAUGAUGAUAAAGUUAUUCAAUGGCCAGCCAACUACGAUCCUAAAGUGGUGUCUUUGCCCUUCAUAGACUCCAUCUCACAGAAGCCCAAAUUUCUCCCGCUUGCGAUACCCACAGAUCUGGCACACCGUAUAGUCCGCUUCAAUGGUGACCCAUCUUCGUGGUGGAUCGGUCAAAUGCUCAAGUACGUGCUCAAGCCGAAGCCCGCGAUGCAAAAGGCGAUCAACGAGACGAUCGCUAAGAUGCACUUUAUGCGGCCUAUUGUUGGCGUUCACAUACGUCGUACGGACAAAGUGGGUACGGAGGCGGCCUUUCACAGUAUAGACGAAUAUAUGGUUCACGUUAAGCAAUAUUAUGACCAGUUGGAAUUAACUCAACACGUCGACGUCAGAAGAGUGUAUUUGGCUAGUGAUGAUGCUAAUGUAUUAGGAGACGCUCGCUCAAAGUACCCGGACUACGAGUUCUUGGGUGACCCGUCUAUAGCUAAAACGGCCGCUACGCAUCGUAGAUAUACGCCGGUAUCACUCACCGGACUAUUGGUAGAUUUGCAUAUGCUGGCCAUGAGCGAUUAUAUUGUUUGCACGUUUAGUAGUCAGGUCGGUCGUGUAGCGUAUGAAAUGAUGCAAACGAACAGAGUGGACGCAUCUGAUAGUUUUUACUCUUUGGAUGAUAUUUAUUACUUUGGGGGUCAAAAUGCUCACAAUCGCCGGGCUAUUAUGAACCAUACCCCGCGGUCCAAUCAGGAGAUCGCAUUCCAGGCGGGAGAUCUGAUAGGAGUGGCUGGGAACCAUUGGAAUGGUUUCGGUCGAGGGACCAAUAAAAGAACUAAUAUGAAUGGCCUAAUCCCGUGGUACAAAACGGCUGAUCAUUUAGUGCUUUAUCCUUUCCCCGAGUACAAACACGCAAACGAACGUCAGAAUGAGUUAUAG